CUGCCCGAGGGGGGGAGAGCCCCGCCGCCUCCCCGGCCGCCGGACAUGUCGGAGCAUAAGGCCGUUGAUCCCAAGUUAUCGACGACGGACAGGGUGGUGAAAGCUGUACCAUUUCCUCCAAGUCACCGGCUCACAGCUAAGGAAGUGUUUGAUAAUGAUGGAAAACCCCGUGUGGAUAUCUUAAAGGCCCACCUUAUGAAAGAAGGGAGACUGGAAGAGAGCGUUGCUUUGAGAAUAAUAACAGAGGGAGCUUCAAUCCUCCGCCAGGAAAAAAAUUUGCUGGACAUAGAUGCACCAGUCACAGUUUGUGGAGACAUCCAUGGUCAGUUCUUUGACUUGAUGAAACUGUUCGAAGUGGGAGGUUCUCCAGCUAACACACGGUAUCUCUUCCUGGGGGACUACGUGGACAGAGGGUACUUCAGCAUUGAAUGUGUGCUGUACUUGUGGGCCUUGAAAAUCCUUUACCCCAAAACACUGUUUUUACUUCGUGGGAAUCAUGAAUGUAGACAUUUAACAGAGUAUUUCACAUUUAAGCAAGAAUGUAAAAUCAAAUAUUCAGAACGUGUAUAUGAUGCCUGCAUGGAUGCCUUCGACUGCCUUCCCUUGGCUGCUCUGAUGAACCAACAAUUCCUGUGUGUACACGGUGGCUUGUCUCCAGAGAUCAACACCUUAGAUGACAUCAGAAAAUUAGAUCGAUUCAAGGAACCACCUGCAUACGGCCCUAUGUGUGACAUCCUGUGGUCCGACCCGUUGGAGGACUUUGGAAAUGAGAAGACUCAGGAACACUUCACUCACAACACAGUCAGGGGGUGCUCGUACUUCUACAGUUACCCUGCUGUUUGUGAGUUCCUACAGCACAAUAACUUGUUAUCUAUACUCCGAGCUCAUGAAGCCCAGGAUGCUGGGUAUCGUAUGUACAGGAAAAGCCAAACAACAGGCUUCCCUUCACUAAUCACAAUUUUUUCAGCACCAAACUAUCUAGAUGUAUACAAUAACAAAGCUGCAGUAUUGAAAUACGAGAACAACGUUAUGAAUAUCAGACAGUUCAACUGCUCCCCUCAUCCGUACUGGCUUCCAAACUUCAUGGAUGUGUUUACCUGGUCCUUGCCGUUUGUGGGUGAGAAAGUGACAGAGAUGCUGGUAAACGUGCUGAACAUCUGCUCAGAUGAUGAAUUGGGGACAGAGGAAGAUGGGUUUGAUGGAGCAACAGCUGCUGCUCGAAAGGAGGUUAUAAGGAACAAGAUAAGAGCAAUAGGAAAAAUGGCAAGAGUUUUCUCAGUGUUAAGAGAAGAGAGUGAAAGCGUGCUGACGCUGAAAGGUUUGACUCCAACAGGAAUGCUGCCCAGUGGUGUGCUCUCUGGAGGAAAACAAACACUGCAAAGCGCUACUGUUGAGGCUAUUGAGGCUGAUGAAGCUAUCAAAGGAUUUUCACCCCAGCAUAAGAUCACUAGCUUCGAAGAGGCCAAAGGCUUAGAUCGAAUUAAUGAGCGAAUGCCUCCGCGCAGAGACGUGCCAUCCGAUGCCAACCUUAACUCCAUCAACAAGGCAAUCUCCACAGAGACUAAUGGCACGGACAGCAACGGCAGUAAUAGCAGCAAUAUUCAGUGACCACUGUCUGGGAGGGGGGUUGAGCUGCAGGGCGCGAUGGGGUUGCUGCACAUCAGCAGUGGGAUGUUCUUGCCUCUGAUAAUAGCUUACUUGCUCUGGGGGCCAGGUGUUGGAUCCAG
Gavia stellata (red-throated loon) is the source of this 1727-nucleotide messenger RNA. RefSeq names its product protein phosphatase 3 catalytic subunit alpha (gene PPP3CA). NCBI's taxonomy places the organism in Eukaryota, Metazoa, Chordata, Aves, Gaviiformes, Gaviidae. The record is from RefSeq and is a predicted model, not a curated record. Bases 46 to 1608 code for a protein of 520 amino acids. The transcript is spliced from 14 exons. Gene Ontology annotation, molecular function: calmodulin binding; calmodulin-dependent protein phosphatase activity. Gene Ontology annotation, cellular component: cytoplasm; cytosol; calcineurin complex. Gene Ontology annotation, biological process: calcineurin-NFAT signaling cascade.